UAUAAGUGAGCGGCACCGCGCGCAGCUACGUAUCCGAGCUGAAGGUAUGGAUGAGCGGCUGUCUGCGGGGCUCCUGUCCGCUGUCCUCCUCUUCCUCCUCGCGGAGUCCUCCUCCGGACAGACGUACCCGCUGAGUGAUGGAGGAGGUCUGGGCAGACAGUUUGACGGGAUCGGAGGGUUGAGCGGAGGAGGGGCGACGUCCCGGUUACUGGUGAACUACGCGGAGCCGUACCGCAGCCAAAUCCUGGACUACCUGUUCAAGCCAAACUUUGGAGCCUCUCUGCACAUUCUGAAGGUGGAGAUCGGAGGAGACGCUCAGACCACAGAUGGAACCGAGCCGUCACACAUGCACUAUGACAACGACGAGAACUACUUCCGUGGCUACGAGUGGUGGUUGAUGAAGGAGGCCAAGAAGAGGAACCCGGACAUCAUCCUCAUCGGUUUACCCUGGGCCUUCCCUGGUUGGGUGGGCCAUGGGAAGAACUGGCCCUACGACUUCCCAGACAUCACUGCAUCGUACGUGGUGAACUGGAUCCUCGGUGCUAAGAAGUACCAUGACCUGGACAUCCAGUAUGUUGGGAUCUGGAAUGAGAAAACUUUUGACGUCCAAUACAUCAAGCUGCUGCGCUACACUCUGGAUAAGAGCGGUCUGGAGGGGGUCCGGAUCAUAGCCAGCGACAACCUGUGGGAGCCCAUUGCCCUGUCGCUGCUGCUCGACCCCGAGCUCAGCGCAGCCGUAGAUGUGAUAGGGGUGCACUACCCAGGAACCAUCACCGUGGAUCAGGCCCUGAAGACGCAGAAGAAGCUGUGGUCAUCGGAGGACUACAGCACCUUCAAUGACGAAGUGGGUGGAGGCUGCUGGGCCCGAAUCCUCAACCAGAACUACGUCAACGGAAACAUGACCUCAACCAUCUCCUGGAACCUGGUGGCGAGUUACUACGAGGAGCUGCCGUUCGGCCGGGACGGGCUGAUGACGGCUCAGGAGCCCUGGAGUGGAAACUACGUGGUGGAGUCCCCGAUCUGGAUCACAGCCCACACCUCCCAGUUCACUCAGCCUGGAUGGACGUACCUGCAGACUGUUGGGCAUCUGGAACAUGGAGGAAGUUACGUGGCUCUGACUGAUGGGAAGGGAAACCUCACUGUUGUCAUAGAAACCAUGACUCAUGACCAUUCCGUCUGCAUCCGCCCUCCUCUUCCUCCCUUCAACGUAACUUCUCAGACUGCCACCUUCCAGCUGAAAGGAUCCUUCGCCUCCAUCCAGCAGCUGCAGGUGUGGCGCUCUCAGUUUGACUUCAGGAGCCAGAAGCCGUCCUUCUUCCAGGAGAUGACCCCUGUGAAGCUCGUAAAUGGAUCCUUCACUCUGAAUCUGGCUGAAGAUGAAGUUUACACGGUCACCACCAUCACCACAGGAAGGAAGGGGAGCCACCCCGACCCGCCUCCAUCAGCUCGCUUCCCUAAAGUCUACAAGGACGACUUUGAUGCUCGAAAUCCUCCGUUCUCCGAAGCUCCGAACUUCGCUGAUCAGACCGGCGUGUUCGAGUACUUCAUGAACCUCACCGACCCCGGACCACACGUCUUCACCUUCCGGCAGGUGGUGAUGGAGCGACCGAUCACCUGGGCGGCCGACGCCGACCAGACCAUGAGCGUCAUCGGAGACUAUCAGUGGCAGAACCUGAUGCUCACAUGUGACGUCUUCAUGGAGAACGAGAAGAGCGGCGGCGUCUUCAUCGCCGUCCGGGUGGACAAAGGAGGAGGGGUGGUCCGCGGCGCCAAGGGAGUCUUCUUCUGGGUCUUUGCUGACGGUACCUACAAAGUCACCAAUGAUCUGGCUGGACAGACGGUCCUGGCAGAGGGACAGUCUGGUACCCGAGCAUACGCCUGGACCACGUUGUCACUCACUGCAAAGGGUCAGAAGGUCAUCGGGAUGCUGGAUAGAAACCAGCUCUGGACGGUCGUGGUUCCGGGUCCGAAGAACGGCUGGGCCGCGAUAGGGACGCACGCAUUCGAACUCGCUCAGUUCGAUAACUUCGCUGUGAUGGCAGAGUAAAGAUGGACCCGAGUGUUCUGAUGACACACAUCCAUGACGUAAAACCAAGAGGACACACACCUCCAACGAAGAGACCAACGUACUGCAACACUGACUCUUUAAUGUGAACAAUUUUAAUGAUUUUUGCACUUUUGAGUGUUUUCUACUGUUUUAAAUGAAUGUCCAGCUUCAUGAAAUGAAACAUUAAUUAUAUUAAUUAAAUAAAGAACCUGUUGGGACUUGAA
Molecule: messenger RNA, 2271 nt
Organism: Melanotaenia boesemani (Boeseman's rainbowfish)
Lineage: Eukaryota; Metazoa; Chordata; Actinopteri; Atheriniformes; Melanotaeniidae
Gene: galcb
Product: galactosylceramidase b
Exons: 17
Coding region: 47-2047 (666 amino acids)
Biological process (GO): galactosylceramide catabolic process
Cellular component (GO): lysosome
Molecular function (GO): galactosylceramidase activity
Source: RefSeq, a predicted model, not a curated record